Messenger RNA from Spea bombifrons (plains spadefoot toad), 1194 nucleotides. It is a transcript of the gene SLC38A11, whose product is annotated as solute carrier family 38 member 11. The coding region runs from base 15 to 1181 and encodes 388 amino acids. Gene Ontology annotation, biological process: amino acid transmembrane transport. The transcript has 10 exons. The record is from RefSeq and is a predicted model, not a curated record. Gene Ontology annotation, molecular function: amino acid transmembrane transporter activity. NCBI's taxonomy places the organism in Eukaryota, Metazoa, Chordata, Amphibia, Anura, Pelobatidae.
GCUUACCCUAUUCUAUGAAAAUGGCCGGAUUUCCACUGGGCAUUCUACUUUUGGUAGGAGUGGCGUACACAACAGAUUACUCUAUGAUAUUGUUGAUUAAAGCUGGGUCGAUGUCCGGCACUUCUACAUACCAGUCACUGGUCAGCAGGACAUUUGGAUUCCCUGGCUAUGUCAUACUUUCACUUUUACAGUUUUUAUACCCAUUUGCUGCGAUGGUUAGCUAUAACAUAAUAACAGGAGACAUUUUGCCAAAAAUACUUCUACGGAUUCCUGGAGUUUCCACAGAAAGUAUACUUGCUGAUCGACGUUUUGCUAUCUUGCUUACUACAGUGGUAGUAACUCUUCCAAUAGCAUUGUAUCGGAACAUGCAAAAGCUUGGAAAGGUAUCAUUGGUGUCUCUCGUUUUAACUACUAUUGUCCUUCUGAUUGUCAUAAUUCGAACACCAUCUUUGACUUCAAUCAUACCCCCCACCGAAGAUGCAUGGGUUUUUGCAAAGUCAAAUGCAGUGCAAGCAGUUGGUGUCAUGUCAUUUGUAUUCAUGUGCCAUCAUGCUUGCUUCCUGAUUUAUGGAUCUCUAGAAGAAGCUACAGUCACUAACUGGUCUCGUAUAACCCAUACGUCAAUGAUACUGUCAUUGCUUAUCAGUUUACAGUACUCAAUCUUUGGAUAUAUGUCAUUCACCGGACUUACUCAGGGGGAUCUGUUUGAGAAUUAUUGCAAAGAUGAUAACCUGGCAACAAUUGGACGUUUUUGCUAUGCAAUAACAAUAAUUCUUACCUACCCAAUGGAAUGUUUUGUGGCCAGGGAGGUAAUAGCAAAUAUGUUCUUUGGAGGAGAACUUACAUACAGUCUUCAUUUAGCAGUGACCCUGCUGGUUGUUUGUCUAACUACAGCCAUAUCUUUGGGCAGCGAUUGCCUCGGGAUGGUCCUAGAACUCAAUGGUGUUCUGAGUGCUACCCCUCUGGUCUUCAUCAUCCCUCCAUUAUGUUAUUUGAAGCUUUCUACAGAUCAUUGGUAUCAUAUGAACAAUGCCAUACCAUGUUUUAUUCUACUACUUGGGAUAGUAAUAAUGCCUGUAGGGUUUGCUAUGGCGGUCCUCUACCCACAAGAGUGUAGUCACGGCAGAGAAAUGUUUUACUGUUUUUUAAAAAAUUCAACAUUUUCAGUGUCACCUCAUUAAAUUCUAAUCUACU